This is a messenger RNA of Etheostoma spectabile (orangethroat darter), 4121 nucleotides long. RefSeq names its product NACHT, LRR and PYD domains-containing protein 12. The record is from RefSeq and is a predicted model, not a curated record. The transcript is spliced from 13 exons. Gene Ontology annotation, molecular function: protein binding. Bases 15 to 3884 code for a protein of 1289 amino acids. Lineage: Eukaryota; Metazoa; Chordata; Actinopteri; Perciformes; Percidae.
GUUUGGACUCUGCUAUGAGUCAGUGUGAGGACAGAGAGGAGGGACCCCUUCCCUCUAAAACCACUCUGUGGGGGGACCAUGACAGCCAGACCAAAGCUCAGAGGAUGCAGCAGCAGAAACCUGGACCUGGACCCAGCUGUGUGUCCAUGAAGAGUGACCGGUCUAUGGAUCGUCCUAUUGACAUUAAAGAUGGACAAGCUGUUGAUAGAAGUCUGCAGAAAAGACCUGAACCAGGACCUGGACCCAGCUGUGUAUCCAUGAAGAGUGACCAGUCUAUGGGUUGUCCUUAUAACUUUAAAGAUGGAAAAGCUGUCGAUGAAAGAGUUCACCAGAAGAGCUCAGAGGGCCUCGGUGGUCAGUCUGACCUGCAGCAGCAAACAAACCUGGACUCCAUAUUUAUGCUGCUGGAGGAGAACAUCGUCACUUUUGUAAAGAACGAGCUGAAGAAGUUUCAGAAGGUUCUAUGUCCAGAUUACCCAGAAUGCUUAGAGAGUCAGAGGGAGGAUGAGGAGGUUUUGGAGGGUGAGGAUGAAGAGCAGAGGAGGAGGAGCAGAGAAGCAUUUCUGAAGAUCACACUGCACUUCCUGAGGAGAAUGAAGCAGGAGGAGCUGGCUGACCGUCUGCAGAGCAGAAGUCAUUCUGAAGUUUGUCAGCGUAAACUCAAGACUAACCAGAAGAUAAAGUUCCAGUGUGUGUUUGAGGGGAUUGCUAAAGCAGGAAACCCAACCGUUCUGCAUCAGAUGUUCACAGAGAUCUACAUCAUGGAGGGAGGGGCUGCAGGGGUCAAUGAAGAACAUGAGGUCAGACAGAUUGAAACAGCAUCCAAGAAACCAGACAGACCAGAAACCAUAAUCAGAUGUGAAGACAUCUUUAAAGCCCCACCUGGAAGAGAUGAACCAAUCAGAACCGUGAUGACAAAGGGAGUGGCUGGCAUCGGGAAAACAGUCUUAACACAGAAGUUCACUCUGGACUGGGCUGAAGGCAAAGCCAACCAGGACAUCCAGUUCAUAUUCCCAUUCACCUUCAGAGAGCUGAAUGUGCUGAAAGAGAGAAAGUGCAGCUUGGUGGAACUUGUUGAUCACUUCUUUAGUGAAACCAAAGAAGCAGGAAUCAGCAGGUUUGAAGAAGUCCAGGUUGUCUUCAUCUUUGACGGUCUGGAUGAGUGUCGACUUCCUCUGGACUUCCUCAACACUGAGAUCCUGACUGAUGUUACAGAGUCCACCUCAGUGGGUGUGCUGCUGACAAACCUCAUCAGGGGGAAUCUGCUUCCCUCUGCUGGCCUCUGGAUAACCACACGACCUGCAGCAGCCAAUCAGAUCCCUGCUGAGUAUGUUGACAUGGUGACAGAGGUCAGAGGAUUCACUGACCCACAGAAGGAGGAUUAUUUCAGUAAGAGAUACAGAGACAAGAAGCAGGCCAGCAAAAUCAUCUCCCACAUCAAGACAGCACGAAGCCUCCACAUCAUGUGCCACAUCCCAGUCUUCUGCUGGAUCACUGCUACAGUUCUGGAGAUGGUGUUGGAGACCAGAGAGGGAGGAGAACUGCCCAAGACCCUGACUGAGAUGUACAUCCACUUCCUGGUGGUUCAGUCCAAACUGAAGAACAUCAAGUAUGAUGGAGGAUCUGGGACAGAUUCAAACUGGAAUAAAAAGACAAAGAAGAUGAUGAAGUCUCUGGGAAAACUGGCUUUUGAGCAGCUGCAGAAAGGCAACCUGAUCUUCUAUGAAUCAGACCUGACAGAGUGUGGCAUCGAUAUCAGAGCAGCAUCAGUGUACUCAGGAGUGUUCACACAGAUCUUUAAAGAGGAGAGUGGACUGUACCAGGACAAGGUGUUCUGCUUUGUCCAUCUGAGUGUUCAGGAGUUCCUGGCUGCUCUUCAUGUCUAUCAGGCCUUCACCAACUCUGGAGUCAACCUGCUGGCAGAAGAACAAAAAACCUCUCUGAUGCCUAAAGUCUUCAGAGUCAAACCUAAAUUAAACAAUCUCCAUCAGAGUGCUGUGGACAAAGCUUUACAGAGUCCAAAUGGACACCUGGACUUGUUCCUCCGCUUCCUUCUGGGUAUUUCACUGCAGACCAAUCAGAAACACCUAAAAGGUCUGAUGACCUUUGCUGGAAGUAGCUCAGAGACCAAUCGGGGAACAGUUGAGUACAUUAAGACAAAGAUCAGUGAGAAUUUGUCUGCAGAGAGAAGCAUUAAUCUGUUCCACUGUCUGAAUGAACUGAAUGAUGGUUCUCUAGUGGAGCAGAUCCAACAGUCCCUGAGUUCAGGACGUCUGUCCACAGAUAAACUGUCUCCUGCUCAGUGGUCAGCUCUGGUCUUCAUCUUACUGUCAUCAGAAGAAGAUCUGGACGUGUUUGACCUGAAGAAAUACUCUGCUUCAGAGGAGGCUCUUCUGAGGCUGCUGCCAGUGGUCAAAGCCUCCAACAAAGCUCUGUUGAGUGGCUGUAACCUGUCAGAGAGAAGCUGGGAAGCUCUGUCCUCAGUUCUCAGCUCCCAGUCUUCUAGUCUGAGAGAGCUGGACCUGAGUAACAACGACUUGCAGGAUUCAGAAGUGAAGCAUCUGUCCUCUGGACUGAAGAGUCCACACUGCACACUGGAAACUCUCAGACUGAGUGGCUGUGAGCUUUCACAGAGAAGCUGUGAAGCUCUGUCUUCAGUUCUCAGCUCCCAGUCCUCUAGUCUGAGAGAGCUGGACCUGAGUAACAACAACCUGCAGGAUUCAGGAGUGAAGCAACUGUCCUCUGGAUUGAAGAGUACACACUGCAGACUGGAAACUCUCAAGUUGAGUGGCUGUACUUUGUCAGAGAGAAGCUGUGAAGCUCUGCCCUCAAUUGUCAGUUCCCAGUCCUCUAGUCUGAGAGAGCUGGACCUGAGUAACAACGACCUGCAGGAUUCAGGAGUGGAGCUGAUGUCUCCUGGACUGAAGAGUCCACACUGCAGACUGGAAACUCUCAGACUGAGUGGCUGUGACCUUUCAGAGAGAAGCUGUGAAGCUCUGUCCUCAGUUCUCAGCUCCCAGUCCUCUAGUCUGAGAGAGCUGGACCUGAGUAACAACGACUUGCAGGAUUCAGGACUGGAGCUGAUGUCUCCUGGACUGAAAAGUCCACACUGCAGACUGGAAACUCUCAGUUUCUCAGGCUGUAUGAUCUCAGAGGAAGGCUGUACUUUUCUGGUGUCAGCUCUGAGCUCCAACCCCUCCCAUCUGAGAGUGCUGGACCUGAGCUACAAUCAUCCAGGAAACUCAGGAGUGAAGCGGAUUUCUGCUUUACUGGAGGAUCCAAACUGCAGACUGGACACUCUCAGGGUGGACCAUGGUGGACCGCAGAGACUGAGACCUGGUCUGAGGAAGUAUGUCUGUGAACUGGAACUGGACACAAACACAGUAAACAGAUACCUCAAAUUGUCUGACAACAACAGGAAGGUGACAGGUGUGGAGGAGGAUCAGUCAUAUCCUGAUCAUCCAGACAGAUAUGACCGCUGGCCUCAGCUGCUGUGUAGAGAUGGUCUGACUGGUCGCUGUUACUGGGAGGUCAAGAGGAGAGGAGAGGUUUAUAUAUCAGUGAGUUACAGAGGAAUCAGAUGGAAAGGAGACAGUAGAGACUGUUGGUUUGGAUGUAAUGAUCAUUCCUGGAGUCUGUUCUGUUCUGAUGAAGGUUACUCUGUCUGGCACAAUAAGAGAAGAACAGUCCUCACUUCCUGCUCUGUCUCUAACAGAGUAGCAGUGUAUGUGGACGUUCCUGCUGGCUCUCUGUCCUUCUACACAGUCUCCUCUGACUCACUGAUCCACCUCCACACCUUCAAAACCACAUUCACUCAGCCUCUCUAUCCUGGGUUUACGGUCUGGUCUGGUUCCUCGGUGUCUCUGUGUCCUCUGCAGGACUGAGAGUCUCUCCUGUGGACAGAAACACUGACUGAAGACCAGCUAAUGAAAUCAAAGUUCAGUCUGUUCACCAUCACACACACUCUGCACUGUGAAGCAGAUCUGAGACUCAAACACAACAACAUUCAUCUGAUUUCAUCUCUGAUUAUCAACAUUUGAACUGUUUGACUAAAACACUUCAUGAUAUGUCACAUCUAAAAUAUAAUCAACUGUUAUUGGUCACUAUUAUGUCCUUUAUAU